This is a messenger RNA of Cajanus cajan (pigeon pea), 1019 nucleotides long. RefSeq names its product auxin-responsive protein SAUR71. The record is from RefSeq and is a predicted model, not a curated record. Gene Ontology annotation, biological process: response to auxin. Lineage: Eukaryota; Viridiplantae; Streptophyta; Magnoliopsida; Fabales; Fabaceae.
AGGUGGCGGGUUUGUUCAUGGCAAUUGCCGAGUCCUUAAUUAAAGCGAAGGCAGAAACAACCUGUGACCGUGCCUGUGUGUGAGCUUCUCAUCUCAUAUCAAUUCAAUUCAUUUAUAUAUGUGAUGGCCAUCUUCCCUUGAAUCCAAUAUACUAGUAGUUCCUUUCAGAUCCUAGCCUUUUUUGAUUUAUUGUCUAGUCUCUGUCGCUCUCCUUUGCUUCUGCACACACAUAGAUAUGAGCAACACCAUGAGGCCAAGGAGUAAGGCCAUGUUUUAUUUGGUUUACGACAGGGGUUGACACAUGACAUCUUUCUCCAACCUAUUCAUUAAGCUUGUAAUUCCAUCCUAUUAGAUCCCUUUAUCUUUGUAUAUCUCUGAUUUGAAAGUAACAAAAAAAGAUGGAUGAUGGGGUGAUGCGUAAGAAGAAAGGAGGGCUGAUAACCAAAACAUGGGAGCGAUGCAAGUCUAUAGGACGAGGCCGCAAGGUGAAUUCUUCCAAUCCUGUGGCUAUGACUCUGAGGAGCAAAUCGUGGCCAAGCCGUGAGGGGUCAAAGUCAAAGAAAAGCAGUGUGACCCCUGAAGGUUGCUUCUGUGUUUACGUGGGACCCCAGAUGCAGAGAUUUGUUAUCAAAACUGAGUACGCAAACCAUCCCUUGUUCAAGAUGUUGCUCGAAGAAGCUGAGUCUGAGUACGGUUACAACAGCCAGGGUCCUUUGGCUCUUCCUUGCCACGUUGACAUCUUUUACAAGGUCUUGAUGGAAAUGGACUGUGAAGAGACUCGUCAAGGCUGCACCUGCGUCAACCGUUCUCCCUCCGCUUAUCGUCUUCUUCGCACUUCCUCCAUGCAUGCCCUCAACCCCUUCUAAUCCAUCUGCAUCUUUACCAACUCCAUCUCUUGUCCUAGUAUUCCUGCAUGAAUAAUGUAAUAAUCAUCGUUUCAAUUCUCUUUCCUUCUGCUCUGCUGUUGUAACUUGUAUCAUAUAUGUAUAUGCUUCGUCCUAUUUCCAUUUUCAUUUUUA